UGCUGCCGCUGCCUCCUGCCUGGGAGCGAGCCCGGCCCCGCCCCACCGCCCGCCCGCCAUUCCCUGCCGCCCGGCCGCCCGCUCGGUCGCUCGGGGGGCUCCGCAGCUCGCAAGAUGGCUGACGGCCGCGACGUCGCCGCGGAGCAGCUGAAGCAGUGGCAGAGCCAGCGGGGCUCGCAGAGGCCAGAUGUCUUGACCACUGGUGCUGGGAACCCAAUUGGGGAUAAGCUUAAUCUUAUGACAGUAGGGCCCCGUGGUCCUCUUCUGGUUCAAGAUGUUGUUUUCACUGAUGAGAUGGCUCAUUUUGACAGAGAGAGGAUUCCUGAAAGAGUUGUCCAUGCAAAAGGAGCAGGUGCUUUUGGCUAUUUUGAAGUGACUCAUGAUAUUACGAAGUACUGUAAGGCGAAAGUGUUUGAACACAUUGGAAAAAGAACACCAAUUGCUAUACGGUUCUCAACUGUUGCUGGAGAAUCUGGGUCAGCUGAUACAGUUCGUGACCCUCGAGGCUUUGCAAUGAAAUUCUAUACAGAAGAGGGUAACUGGGAUCUUGUGGGAAACAAUACUCCUAUCUUCUUUAUUCGGGAUGCAAUGUUGUUUCCAUCCUUCAUCCAUAGCCAAAAGAGGAACCCUCAGACUCAUUUGAAGGAUGCAGAUAUGGUGUGGGACUUCUGGAGUCUUCGCCCCGAGUCUUUGCAUCAGGUGUCUUUCUUGUUUAGUGACCGUGGUAUUCCUGAUGGAUAUCGUCAUAUGAAUGGAUAUGGAUCACAUACUUUUAAACUGAUUAAUGCUAGUGGGAAAGCAGUUUACUGCAAAUUUCAUGUGAAGACUGACCAGGGCAUAAAAAAUCUAUCUGUUGAGGAAGCAGGAAGGCUGGCUUCUACUGAUCCUGAUUAUGGAAUACGUGAUCUUUACAAUGCCAUAGCCCAUGGCAACUACCCAUCCUGGUCUUUCUACAUUCAAGUUAUGACAUUUGAAGAAGCAGAGAAGUUUCCAUUUAAUCCUUUUGAUUUAACUAAGAUCUGGCCACAUGGUGACUACCCUCUCAUUCCUGUGGGAAAGCUUGUCUUGAACAGGAAUCCUGUCAAUUACUUUGCAGAGGUAGAACAGAUGGCAUAUGAUCCUAACAACAUGCCACCUGGUAUUGAACCUAGCCCUGAUAAGAUGCUGCAGGGUCGUCUUUUUGCGUAUGCUGAUACACAUAGACAUCGUCUGGGACCUAACUAUCUACAAAUUCCUGUGAAUUGCCCCUUCAGAGCUCGUGUGGCCAAUUAUCAGAGGGAUGGACCAAUGUGUGUGACCGACAACCAAGGCGGUGCCCCAAACUAUUACCCAAACAGUUUUACUGGUCCAGAAGAUCAACCUGUUGUGAAAGAAAGCCGCAUGUGUGUUUCAGGAGAUGUGCAGCGUUUCAAUAGUGCAAAUGAAGAUAAUGUGUCUCAGGUGAGGGAUUUCUAUAUCAAAGUGCUGAAGGAGGAUGAACGUCAAAGGCUGUGUAAAAAUAUUGCCGAUCAUCUUAAAGACGCUCAACUCUUCAUUCAGAAGAGAGCUGUGAAAAACUUCACUGAUGUUCACCCUGACUAUGGUGCCCGUAUUCAGUCAUUGCUGGACAAAUACAAUGCUGAAACUGGGAAAAAGGAUGUAAUUAAGACAUACACACAAGCCACUUCACGUGUAUCUGCCAAAGAAAGAUCCAACUUGUAAAGUGUGCUACAGAGAUUUACCCUAUGAAUCUUGUAUCCACGUAACUGCAGGACAACUUGUUGAAGAUGUUAAUGAAUGUAGCAGACUUCUGCACAAAUACAGCAGUGUUCUACAGGCUUGAUUUAUUAAGCUUUCAAGUGCCUGUAUCCAUACUGAAAACAGUAAGUUUCACUAGCUAACAAUCCUAGUGCCUUUCAACACUAGUGCUUUACUGCUUGCUAACAAUAUACAGUGUCUUCAAGGAAACUGAUUAAAAAGUCUUUCUAGAAGGAAACAAGUUUAAUCAAAGUUUCUUUUUAAUUUUAUAACUACUUUGGCUAAAUCGCACAACGGAACUUGUCUAAUGAUACUGUGAUUAUCCUUGUGGAUGAACUGUUCACAUUAAAAAGCUGAUACUGCUUAGUAUUGCUAAUAGUUACCUGUAGGUAUUUGUAGACACUUCCUUUGAGUUUAACUUUUGCCUUCCAGAAGGAAAGUACAUAUGCAGUAAUUUUACUAAAACUGGUUCUUUCUCAUUCAGUAUAACAAAAA
This is a messenger RNA of Oxyura jamaicensis (ruddy duck), 2232 nucleotides long. It is a transcript of the gene CAT, whose product is annotated as catalase. The transcript has 13 exons. The coding region runs from base 115 to 1701 and encodes 528 amino acids. Gene Ontology annotation, molecular function: heme binding; catalase activity. Gene Ontology annotation, cellular component: cytoplasm; peroxisome; mitochondrion. Gene Ontology annotation, biological process: response to hydrogen peroxide; hydrogen peroxide catabolic process. The record is from RefSeq and is a predicted model, not a curated record. Lineage: Eukaryota; Metazoa; Chordata; Aves; Anseriformes; Anatidae.